Molecule: messenger RNA, 2489 nt
Organism: Lingula anatina
Lineage: Eukaryota; Metazoa; Brachiopoda; Lingulata; Lingulida; Lingulidae
Source: RefSeq, a predicted model, not a curated record
GCGCUGGCCCGCGCCAAGUAAAGAAAACGCCAAAGCGUUGCAAGCAGCAUAUCUCCCUAAAGUUGGCAACACCUAAGUCUGAAGAUGGCCGCCUUUGAUAUGCUCCACUUCAGCAUUGUGUGCCUAAUGAAUCUGAUCGUGCUCAUAACUGCCCUGAACCUAGGGUGGUGGUUCAACAAGGGGAGGUUUGACGUAACGCAGUCACAAAUCCCAUCCAUCGUGAUCAUGGCCAUAGGUUCGAUGUGUAUAUUAGCUGUAACCUGUGUAAGCACAUGGAAAGACGAUACGGAGAGCCAACGUCGCCACGGGCAUGACUCAUUGGGUAGAAUGCUGAACCACUAUCUUCCUCUACUUGGUGUUGUGAUAUUUGGACUCGGCAGUUGCCUAUAUUCUGGUUUAGAUGUCGUGGAGCAAUAUAUUUGUCUACGCGCCUACCAGGCGUUCAAUACUGAUGGCGUCUUUGAUAGCCUAGUCACUCAGCGUUAUGUUCUAACUGCCUUCCACGGAGCGCACUGUAUUUUUGUUCUCAUACAAAUUGCGUUUUUGGUGUUGACGUUUAAAGUGGACAAUUAUGCAAUGAACAACGCAACUUGCAAGGUUCUUAUAUGGUUUGGAAUUGUCUUUACAAUACCUGGCAACAUUGGAGUCUUGUUUUAUACUUUUAUAUCGGGAUCUGUACAGCAUGGCUUCGUACCGCCACAUGUGCCAGAUAACAAAACUUUGGGCAAUGCCACAAGACUCUGUUUACAGGAACAGAGCCCUCUGGAAGAUACAGUCCAUGAAACAUUACGUCCUGUUUGCCACCCAAUGAUAAUCCAAUAUUGUCUAAUCGUGACGAGACUGUUACUUCAGGAGUUAAGAAAAUUGACCCAAAGGAACGUGCCGCCAAUGGAUACAAGUAUGGAAUCUCAAUCAGAUUCGGAAUCUUUUGGACAAGAGACAAACGUUGUACCUGAUGUCGAUUUGAACAAUGUUAACCAAAUAAAUGGGACAACACAUCUAAAGCAUCUCACAGACAACUUUCCUCUGCCAUCUUCUCAGCCAGGAUCAGGAACGUCCGUUCAAAGACAAGACCUAGAUGAAAACGUCCUUGGUGGAAAUACAAUUGGCGCUCCUUCGAUGGAUACCGAAACUCACCUUAGUCGCAGGGCAGGCUUUAUAAUGAGGCCUGUAUCUCAACCAGAGCCGGGCGUGUCUGACAUGAGGAACGGCGUAAGUGACCCCCUCAUUAAUGACGACCCACAAACAAAUCAAGCAGUUGCUUCAGGACGCGGAUCCAAACUUUACAAUUUGUUAUUCAACCGCGUUAUAGCAAUAUUCCUCGUUCUGGUACAAAUAGUUGCCUACAUAUCUGUCAUCGUUCUAAAGACAACCCAGGUUUCUGAAACACAGAAAAUCAACUACGACAUUAUUCUUAUCUCAUGUUUACUGGCUUUUUCGGUAUACGCUCUUUGUGCUACCUGCGUCGGUUGCUACUCCGCUAUUUUCAAACGACAGAUAGAUGCCGAUAACUGUGUCUGUGAAUUUUCAUUUGCUGAUGUUUUCCUUUUGGUUAUGUCGUCUACUGGAAGCUUGAUAUUCAACUUCUCUGUUCUUAUAUGUGACGUUACAAUAUUCGAACAACCUACGUCUCAUGAAGUUUUUGUUCACACCGUUAUUUCAUUCAUAUACCGCAUUUUGAUGGCCGGCCAAAUAUCAGCUCAGGCAUACUUCAUCAACUCUGGACAAAGAUUUGGUGUGUAUUGUGGGACAGACCUUUCCAUUAUGACAACCACUUUGAACUACCUAAUUGUAGCAAACAUAGGCUGGUGGGGGAUAAAUGCCUUUAUAGGACCCUGGUAUUUUAAAAAAGUGGAAUUUUUAAAUAGCUGCUUCGGUUCAACCAUAUGGCCAACUAUGUUGAGGUUCCUGACGCCUUUGCUCGCGUUUUUACGGUUUCAGUCGUUCACUAUGCUGUUAAGGUAUCGCUACGAGGGGAUCGUAAUGGCGGGUGAGCAAUAGCGGUCACGUGCAGAUUGAAAAAGCUGUAAUGCACAUGUUUGUGCAUUGGUGUAAUGUAUUUAGUAUAACUUUGUGUAAUGUAUAUCAGACACCUUGAAAACGGGUAGUGUGGUCUGAUAUACCGGUUUAUUCUGGAUCCGUAGGUGCUGAGUCUGGUAGUUGGUUAGGCCUGUAUAUGGUAUAACUUAGGGUGACUACUUAUACUGCGUAUUCCACAUUCCUUGGCUUUGAUACCAGCAUUUGAUCAGUUCGCUCUCUCUAUCUGUGCGUGUGUGUGUGUAUGUGUGUAAGUGCGGGUGUGUGUGGUUGAGUAUGCGUGUGUGUGAAUGCAUGCCUGACCUUUAAGAAAAUUUCUGCUUUUCCGAAAAUUGCUACUUUCCCAAAUACUGAUUUAUGGAUUGCAUUGCCAAUGUAAGUUUGUUAAAAGAUAAAGCAUAUUCUUUGUACAAAUUCAUAAUUAUAAUAAUAAUAAAGAUAAUUGAUAAUAA